GCCGAUAUUUCAUUAACUAAGUAUAACAUGAAGAGGCCAAUAAUGGCAAACUCAUCCCUGUUCUUAGAUGCAACUGAUAAAGCAUCUCGCAUCAGGAUGGAACCUGUUGCGCCAUAUUCACAUAACAAGAUGUCAAUGCCUUAUCAUCUAGCCACAAGCAAGAUCGAGGGGUUCUCUUCAUUGGAAGCAGUUCUGAAGGUUUUUUGGGCUAGUCAAAGGGAUGAGACAGCAAACUUCACAGGUUUCAACCGCCAAAAUCAUUUGCCAGUAUCUAGGGUAAAAAAGAUUUUGAAAUCCGAUCCUCGAGUCACGAUGAUCAGCAAGGAAGCUCCUGCUUUGUUUUCCAAAGCAUGUGAAUAUCUCAUUCUAGAGCUUACAUUACGAGCUUGGAUGCAUACUCAAUCAUGCAGUCGUCAGACCAUCCAGCGCUGUGAUAUUUUUCAGGCCAUAAAGAAUUCAGAAACUUAUGGUUUCUUGAUCCAUCUUGUUCCUUUUGGAAUGCACUGUGCCAUCCAUCAGUGUUCUAUUCAGGGUGUGAUAGAACAUGAAAAACCUGAGAAAGUGUUGCCUCCGGCUGAAAUGUUUUUGCCAGACAUGAAUAUUCCAAUCGAUAUGAACGAGGUUGAGCAGGAGAAUCUAAUAGCCGAGCCCUCUAUCAAUCAUAAAGGGUUUGACCUCAACUCUAUCUCCAGUGAACAUGAUUCUGCUGGAAGCUACUUAGCAAAAGAAACUUAGUUGAAAGAGUAAAAGAAAUGUGAAGACAACUCACCAAAACUAUGUUCACCAAAUUGUAACUUAUGCCAAAAAAAAAUACAACUAUGAUAGUUUAAAAUAAUCUGAAUGAC
Molecule: messenger RNA, 845 nt
Organism: Eutrema salsugineum
Lineage: Eukaryota; Viridiplantae; Streptophyta; Magnoliopsida; Brassicales; Brassicaceae
Product: nuclear transcription factor Y subunit C-10
Exons: 7
Coding region: 28-735 (235 amino acids)
Biological process (GO): regulation of DNA-templated transcription
Cellular component (GO): nucleus
Molecular function (GO): protein heterodimerization activity
Source: RefSeq, a predicted model, not a curated record